UGAAGCUCGGAAUGAUAUACAAGGAGUAUCUGGAAUUCGUAGAUAUUAUUCAUUUAGAUCAAUAUAAAUAAAGAUCGUAGCGAACCGUUCAUUUCAACGCCUCUUUUCCAUCAACAAACACCAUAGGACUCACCCAAGACGCUUAAUAUUUGCUCGCUGUCGCGUUAUAUCCUUCACCCCUCAAUACAAGCGCUCAUUGUACAUAGCAUGGCUUUCCAUCCCGAUACUCUCCCCGAUCUCAAUGGGAAAGUAUUCAUAGUCACUGGUGGGAAUUCCGGCAUAGGCUAUCAUACCGUAGCCCAUCUAGCAGAACACGGUGCCCACGUCUACAUGUGUGCGCGGUCUCCAGAGAAGGGCACAGUAGCUAUCGCCAGCAUCAAGAAAAUACACCCCGCCGCCAACAUCAACCUUCUCCAAAUGGACCUCGCAGACCUCGCUAGCGUCGUUGCAGCCGCCAAGUGCUUCCUCGCUCUCGAACCAGCGCUGCACGGGCUGGUCAACAACGCAGGCAUCAUGGCGACGCCCUUCGAGAUGACCAAAGACGGUCACGAGGCACAGUGGCAGACCAACUACCUCGGGCACUGGGUGUUUACGAAGCACCUGCUUCCCCUGAUGUUGCAGACCGCCAAGACACUCACACCGGGCAGCGUGCGCAUCGUGAACCUC
Messenger RNA from Xylaria bambusicola, 666 nucleotides. RefSeq lists its product as uncharacterized. The transcript is spliced from 2 exons. The record is from RefSeq and is a predicted model, not a curated record. The annotation marks the transcript as partial. NCBI's taxonomy places the organism in Eukaryota, Fungi, Ascomycota, Sordariomycetes, Xylariales, Xylariaceae.